CGCGACUGGAAGCAUGAGCGAUCAAAGUAGCCCGGAACUCGCAGUCGAGAGCGAGGCGCAAUUCUGGACCGAACUCGACGAUAUUAUCUCGCCAGACCUCACCACCUCGACCGCCUCUCUGGCGACUUCCGACGUCACCGCAGAGUCGCCGACGGGCUCGUUGUCCAGCUCUAUCUUCGAGGAUCACGGGCACAUCGACGAUGCAUUGAGACGAUACCUCGCCUUCGCCAGUCGACACCUGCGCGACUACCUGCCGAGUGAAUACGACGUGGCACGAUGCUGCUGGAAGCUGUUGGAUGCGGAGCUGUUCAAGAGGAAUGGAGCCUACGUGCGCCGGCAGAUCCUAUACUGCUUGCUGCAGGAGGAAGACACGAGCACCUUGCAUCUGGCGGCGGCUGUGUUGCUCUUCGAUGGGCGCGCCAACGAGUCUACCUUUGAGCUGAUGCAAGCGGAGGGCACCUUUCAGCGCUUGCUGGACCUGAUUCGCGAGAAGCGAGACGACGACGAUGUCGGGCUACACCGGCUGUUAUUGGAACUGCUUUUCGAGAUGAGCAGGAUACAGAAGCUAUCGCGCGAUGAUCUUACGGCAGUGGACGACGCCUUCAUUCUCCAUCUCUUCCAGCUGAUUGAAGAGCUCUCGUCAGACGCGAACGAUCCAUAUCAUUACCCUAUUAUACGAGUACUGCUAGCCCUCAACGAGCAGUACAUGUGCCAGGCAAAUGCGCCUAAAUCCCCAGGGUCCGCAGACAUCGGCGUGACGAACCGUAUCCUCAAGCUGCUGAGCUUCCAUGGACCUUCGUAUCGCACGUUUGGCGAGAAUUUAAUCCUACUUCUGAACCGGGAGACGGAACUCGGCCCUCAACUACUAAUCCUCAAGCUAUUAUACUUACUCUUCACAACGCCUAGCACGUACGAGUACUUCUACACAAAUGAUCUCAAUGUGUUGGUCGAUGUGAUUAUUCGCAAUCUCCUAGACCUAGACGAGAGCCACGACUCCGAUUUAGCGCCUGAUCGUGAUGGCCAGCGCGCACUGCGGCAUACAUACCUCCGAGUACUAUGUCCAUUACUGAAGAAUUCCCAACUUGCGCACGAGGGACAAAACUACAAGCGCCUGGAGGUUAGACGUUUGCUCUACCUUCUUAUUGAUCGCACGAGUGCGCAUUUUGCACCCGUUGAUGAGACUGUGAUAAGGCUGGUGAUUCGGAUCAAGCAGAUCGAUUGGAUACGAGAAGAGGGAGACGAAAUGGAAGCCGCAAUUGAGGAAAAACUAGCUGCAGUCAGUGUUGCUUAUGGAGUCACCGCGCAGAACGGCAGCAGUAGCGGCAAUAGCGGUGAUGAAGUCGUGGCGAAGAAGUUGUUGGGUAUGAGUUUGUCGGAGGCUGGCGAGAGUUCGCUGAGCGUCUCAGUAUCAGACGUCACUGCGAAAGUGGUCAAGGCCAAGCCUAGUGUCCCUAUCCCGAGACGUAUGCGCAAGACUAGCAAGGUCGCAGCGAACGGAGGACCUGGUGGAAGCCCUGCAACUACUCAGGCAGCAGUUGUGAAGGAUGGGCUUGAGGAAAGGCUUUUGGAAGUCUCGCACGCUCCUCGAGAUACUACCCAAGCUGUCAUGAUCGAACCAGAGACGCAAAGAAGGCCAAAGCUGCCGCCCGCGCCACCCAAGUCGAAAUACGGACGGAAGGUGAUUGCAGAUACACUGAAGCCGAACGCUGCCAGUGUCCAGAUUCCAAUGAGAAAUGAUUCCAGGAGUCCAUUUGCUGAUGAAAAUGCUGCCACUUGAAAUGUCUUACAAAUCGGCAGCUCGGGUAGAUGGCCUUUGGAUAUGGCCGAACUGCUUGCAAGCACACUUGAAGCGAUCCAGCCACGUUGACAAGCUUGACUACACCCGCCAAAUAUCAGGUCUGGGCUCCACAAUUCACGGGGUCAGGACGAGGUUGGUCAGUCCAUCGAACAGAGCUGGACACCCCAGCCGGACAAGGACAGCGCAAACUUGCAACUCAUCGCAACAGAUGAAAACUGGACAGCUUGUACCAUCAAAUUCGGCUGUGCGUUUAUCUUGUGCUGUGCCACAACAUUCGAGCUUAUAUCCGUGUCGUACGGCACUUGCGUUGGUAUGCACUAGGCCGCAUCCGUGGGCGUUACCUUGCACAAGCCACUAGCCUACUUGUUGUGCUCUUUGCGCCACUCUCUAGACAUUUGUGACGGUGGCAGCCAUGAAGAAGCCGUCUGCCGCAUGUAAAGGAAUGAUGGCACACUUGUAGCUAUUCUGCUCACGCGGCUUACGGCGUGGGCCCAUAUGGGGCAGAAUGCUUCUCAAGGGCAAUCACAACGUGAAUGCUGUCAUGUCCAUGCUUCGAAAGUCCUCAAUUAGCAGACUUGGCCAUAUGGGACACUGGAAUCGGGCAUAUGGGCCCGACCGGACAGAGGCACAAUGCUGUGUCACAACUUCCAAGUAUGACGGGGGACUCACCCUGGUGGCUGGAAUAUGCUUCGCUUCAGCCUUACUGUACAUCAGGCAUCAAAUGCUGCGAAUUCAGGCAUGCAAAGCGUAUGAUCAGACAGUAGAAGCCUGGUUAUCUCAGCCGGCGAUACCGUAGCGGUUCAAUGGGCACAUGCGCUAUUCUCGAGCAUUCUCACUUCUCGGUGUUCUUCAGUGUCCAGGAAUUAGACCAACACCCGCUUCGGCUUCCAGUGGUACGAUGAUGAUCAGUACCGGGCAGAUGUACUCAACCGACACUGGCAUUCACUCAGACGGAGGAUUCAUUCCCCACUGCUAUCAGCCGGCCUUGUGGUGCGCACCACAGCAUUACGAUGCUGGGGCCAUGUAUCGUUCCAUGGAUGUACAUUAUGAGCAGGCUGCCGAGCUGCACAGAUGACCUCUCUGGCCAGUAUAUCUCUUUCUCAGGUCGCACA
Sphaerulina musiva SO2202 is the source of this 2910-nucleotide messenger RNA. RefSeq lists its product as uncharacterized. Gene Ontology annotation, cellular component: actin cortical patch. The coding region runs from base 14 to 1777 and encodes 587 amino acids. Lineage: Eukaryota; Fungi; Ascomycota; Dothideomycetes; Mycosphaerellales; Mycosphaerellaceae. The record is from RefSeq and is a predicted model, not a curated record. The transcript is spliced from 3 exons. Gene Ontology annotation, biological process: actin cortical patch localization; actin cortical patch assembly; endocytosis. Gene Ontology annotation, molecular function: Arp2/3 complex binding.